UAGUGUAGGAACUAUCGAAGCAUGUUCGUUCCAGUAAGACAGUUAACAGUUUUAUAUACUAUGUGAUUAACAGUAACGUAUAGACGAAGAUUAUAACAGUGUGGUACGAUGGGAAGUCAAGUUCAUCCAGGAGACGACCCAUCUAAAGACGAAGAGGGCGAGCUGCUCGCUGUUAUACUAGACACCUCAUUCAACUCGGCGCUAAUCGAAUCGAAUUCAGUUCCCCACUUGCUCGAUUCCGUGGUGACGUUCUGCAAUGCACAUCUACUUAAUUCAUCUAAAAACCUGCUGGCCGUAGUCGUCUGUCACCCACACGCAGCAAAAAUGAUUUACCCGUCAGCGAACGUGUCGAUCCAGAACACGCGGCCCAUCGAUGGUCAAAUGGAAGCACUUGCGUUCGCUUCACAGGUAAUUCGAGACGGCAUUAAAGAAGUUGUAGUGUCUUGGCAGGGCGUGUACAACACUGAACCUUUGUUGACAGGCGGAAUGGCUUUAGCAUUGUGUUAUAUUGCGAAAAAGAUGGCUCACACAACCCUAGGCAAGCUCCACGGCCGCUUGCUUGUGGGUUGCUUUUGUCUCCAGGGAAAAGGAAAUUCAACGUUGAACGCCCCCGAACCAAGUAUGCUACACGCGUAUAAAACUGGGAAUACAGAUCCCUAUAAGUUAUUAGACCUUGUGCUGAAGAACUUGUCCAGCCAGCUUCGGAGAACCUCUUCACUGGCGGUUGUCCAGUUACUGAUUCGAUUGCCGGUGAUCAGAAAAGGUGAUAAUCUAUCGAAGCGAGGUCUAUAUGCCAUGGUGGGCGUAAGGAAACCUUCUACUCAAGCUAUUGCAGCAUGGCUUUCACCGUCUUUGGCAUGGAAUAAAAUAUCUUUGUUUCAUCUAUUAGGUGUCUUCUGUUAG
Molecule: messenger RNA, 903 nt
Organism: Varroa destructor (honeybee mite)
Lineage: Eukaryota; Metazoa; Arthropoda; Arachnida; Mesostigmata; Varroidae
Source: RefSeq, a predicted model, not a curated record